AUGAAGAUUGCCUGCUUGCAGUUCAACUCCCAGGUCGGUGAGGUCGAUGACAACCUCAACCGUGCGGAUGCCGUCCUCGACAGGAUAGAUCCCGAGGAUCUUGAUGGCCUCGACUUGCUUGUCCUGCCGGAGCUAGCCUUCAGUGGUUACAACUUCAAGUCGUUGCAGCACAUCACCCCCUGCCUCGAAGAGGCUGGCUCCGGCAUCACUUCUCUUUGGGCGCAGACCACUGCACUCAAGCACGACUGCACCGUUGUUGUCGGUUAUCCCGAGAAAGUGGACGUCUCGGCAAACUGGCCAGCAUCCCCUGAGUAUUAUAACUCGGCUCUUGCCAUAAACGGCGAUGGGGACAGUGUCGGCAAUUACAGGAAGUCCUUCUUGUUCUACACCGACGAGACCUGGGCUCUGGAGGGUGGCAAUGAAUUCUUCAAAGGCGAGAUUGCCGGACUUGGAAAUGUCGCCUUGGGUAUCGGUACCGAUCUCAACCCUUAUAAACUCGAAGCCCCCUGGGACGCCUUCGAGUUUGGUUUCCACGUUGCCAAAACGCAGGCCAACGUGGUGAUAGUAUCCAUGGCCUGGCAGACACACCAGGAUCCCGAUGUAUUCGGCGCCAACCCCGCGGAACCCGAUAUCGAGACACUUGUUUAUUGGGUCCAGCGACUCGAGCCCCUGAUCCGCGCAGACAAAGAGGAGGAGGUCAUCGUCGUCUUUUGCAACAGGGCUGGAUCUGAGACGGAAGCCACAUACACCGGUACGAGCGCUGUCAUCGGCAUUAAGCGGGGCGAGGUUUUCGUCUAUGGGGUUCUGGGGCGUGGGGUGGACGACCUGCUCAUUGUCGAUACGGAACAGCCGCCCAUGAGCAAACUCACGGAUGCCGACGCCGUAGAGCGCGACGAGUUUCUCACCGAGAAGCCUACCCCACAUGUAGAGAACGACCUGCGGACGCACCGAAUCUCGGACAAUGCCCUCUCGGAAGAGAGCGAAGCAUGUCCAUGCUAUCUUGCUGACUCUGGACUUAGCCCCGAAAUCAACAGCCCCCGACAGCCAACUUCUCCCAAGUUACCCUGGCUAGCGCAAAUCCCCCAGCCGGGUGAUACCCCCACGGACACUCGGUCCCCUACUCGUCUGCAAAUUCCUACCUCCCCGACUCGUCUGCAAAUUCCUACUCGACCCCAGUUCGACGAAUACAUCGCCAUAGACAGUGCCAUCUCAGAUGAUGUCAUAAUCGACACGCCGGCGGUGGGAGAUACCCCAGCCUUGGACCGUCGCUCAUUCCGCCCCAAGCUCGCGAACCCUUCAUCGCCUUGGAGGUUCCCCAGCAAGCAGAGUCCGUAUCCUUGGCACCAUCAUGACGGGUCACACUCUUCGGUCUUUGGUGCCGGGGCUGCCAUGACACCCAUCACACCGUUUGACGAGGACGGCUGGAGUUCGACACCGAUCGAACAGAAGGCGCCGCCCCAAUGGUUUUGGAAGCAUGAGCCGACGUUGUCCGCUUUGAAGGAGUCGAUCGUGGAGGAGGAUGAGGAAGAGCCGGAUGAAUCACCGGAUACAAAAGCGCCACAGCAUGGGGCGGAAAGUGAACCGAAACCAACGCAGUUCGAGACGGGAAAUACUGUUUCCAAGAGUGACGACAGGCAAGAUGAGGAGGAGGAAGUACUCGAGCUAGAACCGGAGACCACCCCUCUGAACGACUGGGCCGAACUCGCUGACGUCUUGGGGGGCCUGAAGGAACAGACUGCGUGGGGCAUGCCCGACUCGGAUCCGACACGGUCGGGGGUUGGGAACGCCUGGGGCGACGGCGGCGAUGGCGGAGAACGGAGUGCAUUAUUUACCUUUGCCAGGCCGUCUAGUAGGGCAAGUCACCGGUCACUCCAGAGGGGGCACUCGUUCGACAACGCUAGCGGCAACGGGGGGCACGGUCAGUGGGCAAGCAAACGUCAACCGUCCCGUCUCCGGCACACCAUCUUCGCGGACGACGUUGCAGACGACGCCAUAGACGAUGAGUCGGACUACGACUCGCCCGAUGACGACUACAGCCCUAGGCGUAGAGGCAGAAGCCGCGGCAGACAGCCCAGCUCCCAACCCCCUACCAUGCUCGACCAGCCGAGCCCUGGCCAUGAGAAUCACGCCAACCCCUACCCAAACAAAAACAACAACCACCUCCAACAGCAACAACAACAACAACCCCAAGCCACCCACAACAACAAACACCCCACACCCCUCUCCAUCGACCCCACCAUCGCCACCCACCACCACCACCAACAAGCAACCACCCCCAGCCUCUGCUCAGCCACCUCAGCAACCUCUACGACAUCCGUCUCAACAUUCGCCGACCCCCUUCCCGGGCUGGGUGACACCGUUCUGCCACGGGUGGAUGCCGGUAAUGAGGAGGAUUUGGAGGACGGGUUGGUGUCUCUUGGUGGGUAUGCUGGCGGUGGUGGUGCUGAGCCGGGUGUUGUUGUGCUUUCUGGUGGGGUGGGAGUGGGGAUGGGAGGGAAGGGGGCUGGAGGGGAGGUUUGGUUUGGGGGGGAGGGGGUGGCUUGA
Chaetomium globosum CBS 148.51 is the source of this 2544-nucleotide messenger RNA. RefSeq lists its product as uncharacterized. The record is from RefSeq and is a predicted model, not a curated record. Gene Ontology annotation, biological process: protein catabolic process. The coding region runs from base 1 to 2544 and encodes 847 amino acids. The transcript is spliced from 4 exons. Gene Ontology annotation, molecular function: protein-N-terminal glutamine amidohydrolase activity; protein-N-terminal asparagine amidohydrolase activity. Lineage: Eukaryota; Fungi; Ascomycota; Sordariomycetes; Sordariales; Chaetomiaceae.